This is a messenger RNA of Kuraishia capsulata CBS 1993, 1572 nucleotides long. RefSeq lists its product as uncharacterized. Gene Ontology annotation, biological process: tRNA N2-guanine methylation. Gene Ontology annotation, cellular component: nucleus. NCBI's taxonomy places the organism in Eukaryota, Fungi, Ascomycota, Pichiomycetes, Pichiales, Pichiaceae. Gene Ontology annotation, molecular function: RNA binding. The transcript has a single exon. The record is from RefSeq and is a predicted model, not a curated record. Bases 1 to 1572 code for a protein of 523 amino acids.
AUGCUAUCCAGGAUAGGCAAAUUUCUUCCUAGAAUUUCGAGCAUUAGAAGAAUGAGUACUAUUCCGGAAGGGUUUGAAGAAAAGACCGAGGGAUCAGCCACAAUCCUCUACCCCAGCGAGGAUGUGGAUGUCUUCUACAACCCGAUUCAGCAGUUCAACCGUGAUUUGAGUGUUUUGGCCAUCAGAGCCUGGAUAAAUAUCCAGAACGAACGCAGAUUGGCUAAACUUGAAAAUCAGCCCAAAAAGCGCAAGAUCUCCUCGACUUCUGCCGAGCCAACAAGAUUCGUCAAUAUUGCAGAAGCCCUGAGUGCGACUGGCCUAAGGUCAAUCAGAUACGCCAAAGAAAUCCCACAAGUGAAGAAAAUAGUGGCAAACGAUUUAUCUGCUCCAGCUGUCAAGUCUAUCCAGGGAAAUAUCGAACACAACAAGGUGGGUGACCUUGUGAUUGCCAACCAAGGUGAUGCUAUCCACUUCAUGAGCUCACCAGAGUCACAGUCGAAGUUUCAGGUGGUGGACCUAGAUCCUUACGGAACCGCUGCUCCUUUUAUUGACUCUGCCAUCCAGUGUAUGACUGACGAUGGUCUAUUGCUGGUUACGUGUACAGAUUUGGCGGUUCUCGCUGGAAACUCAUACCCCGAAAAGUGCUUCGUGCUGUAUGGUGGUACCAACACCAGGGGAGAUGCCGUCCACGAAAGUGCUUUGAGAUUGGUCUUGAACCUUGUGGCAUCCACUGCAGCGAAGUAUGGAAAAUGUAUAGAGCCUCUACUUUCACUGUCAAUUGACUACUACGUCAGAUGCUUCAUCAGGGUGAAGAGGUCCCCCAUCCAGCUGAAGCAACUUGCUUCCCAGUCCAUGAUCACAUAUUUGUGUUCAGGUUGUGGAUCAACUGCAAACCAAUACAUGGGCAGAAAAACCGAAGAUUCCAAGGGUCAGGGUGGCUACAAGUUUAGCAUGAGCCAGGGACCUCCAGUGGGACCCCAUUGUUCCUUCUGUGGAAACGUUCACCAUCUCACUGGUCCGAUGUGGGGUGGAAAUCUCCACAACCAUGAAUUCAUAGACAAAGUACUAGAGUUGAAAUCAUCCGUCUCCGAGGGCCAGUACGGAACUUUGAAGAGAGUCGAGGGUAUGCUACACAUGGCUAAACAGGAGGUGGAUGCACCGUUCUAUUUCAAGCCAACUACCAUUUCUUCUGUCCUGAAGGCAGCCCCUCCAUCAGUAUUGGAUAUUAUCACGGGUUUGAAGAAUUUGGGCUACGAAAGCUCUCUGACCCACGCCAUGCCAAGUGGGAUCAAGACUGAAGCCCCAUGGGAAACCAUCUGGUACGUGUGCAAGAAGCUCGGCGAGAAAGAUGAAGGAUUUUCCCAGAGGCUCGAGAAGACCAGUCAGACUGCUCCUGGCUACAAAAUCUGGAAAAACGAAAACAUAGGAAAGGAUAUUGAAAGCCAAGAAGACCUGUUCAAACACAAUGAAACCACCAAGGCCAUCAAGACACUGAGAAAGAUCAAAAUAGUGCGUUUCCAGGAAAACCCAACGAAGAAUUGGGGACCACAGAGUAGGCCAGGAAAGAAAUGA